UACCAACCCUGUUAAACAAGUGGUAAAGCAGAUUUAGCAUCUGUAAAUAAACAAUUACUUGAAUAAUGUUCUAGAUUAUCGGUAAUGUAUAUUUAUAACGAAGAAACUGCCAAUAUCGCCGUUGCUUCCUUGUCAGAACAGUUAGGAAGUUCCACACAAUUUUUCAUUGAUAAUUCUUACAACAUUACGGCAAUAUAGCUUAGUAUAGCUACUGCAACUGACGUGAACUGACGCAAGCAGAAGGUCAGAAUUGUUUUGGGCUGUUUUAGAGCAAAGUGUCAGUAGCAUUUAAUAGUACUAAGGUUUUAAGGUACAAAGUAUAAAAUGUAUAAUUACUAAAGUUGUCAGUUGAAAAUUAGGAUGUUUAGUAUAAAGUGAUAAUGUUUGGAAUGAUUCAUAACCUUACAUUGUCCCUUUUUCUCCACUUGAAUAAUGGUUGGCAGAAUGUUUACUUAUAAAAAGUGAAAGACCCGUAAUUAAAAAUGUUAAGUAUAUCGACUCGUUGCCCUGGAUUGUACUGUGGAAGAGAAUUGUUACUCGAUGGUAACUGGAGUGAUUGCGGAGCAUGCCCAAGAGGAUUCAGAACAAAUGGCUCCUCGAUAUGCAUACCUUGUGAAGAUGCACCAAUGUUUUACGAUUGGUUGUACCUCGGCUUCAUGGCCCUACUGGCACUUGUACUUCACUGGUCAUGUAUUGACAUGGUUGCCAUGCGGCGCAAUAUUACGAAGGAAGUAAUAGCUUUGCACUUCUCAGCUUUGUUUGAGAUAGUUGCUGCGUCGCUUGUUACAUUGCAAUUGACUGAACCAAUCGGUACAUUUGGAAUAAGAUCAUGCAGAGUAAAACGUCUUUCUGAUUGGUAUACAUUGCUGCACAAUCCUAGCCCUAAUUAUGAGGAAACGUUGCAUUGUACACAGGAGGCUGUUUACCCUCUCUAUUCUAUGGUCUUUGUUUUCUAUGCCUUUGGUAUCAUACUUAUGUUAUUAAUACGACCAAUAAUAGCUAAGAAAUUUUUACCAAAAGAAGGCAAAUUUUCAAUUUAUGCUGCAUUAUAUUUUUUCCCGAUUUUGUCAUUGUUACAUGCAGUAUGUGGUGGUCUCAUAUAUUAUUCAUUUCCAUAUAUCACCAUAAUUUUAUCAGUACAAACUAGUGCUACCCAUUUUGCCUUCAGGUUGAAUCAGACUAUGAAAUCGCUGCUGUUGAAUUCUGUAUCUGAUAUUAGAAAUGUAAUAGUGAUUCUUGGCCACUGGUUGUUGCAUGGGUAUGGAGUAAUGGGAGUUGCCACACUACGUGGAAUGAAUCUCCACCCAGCAAUGUUGGCCUUAGUUCCGUUACCAGCACUAUUUUACAUUCUCACUGCUCGAUUUACUGACCCCAAUAAACUGCAUACUGAAUAGUAGAGCAAACUGUGAUAUUUUAAACAUAAUUAAAAUAUAGAAGACCUAAUGUACAGAAAUAUUUAUAUUAUCGCUGAAUAUAGAACCAUUUUG
Messenger RNA from Orussus abietinus, 1487 nucleotides. Its product is annotated as JNK1/MAPK8-associated membrane protein. Gene Ontology annotation, molecular function: ubiquitin protein ligase binding. Gene Ontology annotation, biological process: response to unfolded protein. Gene Ontology annotation, cellular component: membrane. The record is from RefSeq and is a predicted model, not a curated record. NCBI's taxonomy places the organism in Eukaryota, Metazoa, Arthropoda, Insecta, Hymenoptera, Orussidae. Bases 483 to 1394 code for a protein of 303 amino acids. The transcript has 4 exons.